CAGGUCUAUAAAAUUAGUGUUUUGUAACCAAUUUCUUGUAUGUAAGGUGGUGUAUCGGUUGUGACUAGUUAGACACGCAGAAGUUCCGGUUUAUAAUACUUGGUUUUACGUUUUGAGAUUGACGGUUCAAAUAUCAAUUGGAAUCUUGCAUGUUUUAUGACAUCUUUGUGCCAGCAGUCACAGUGCUAACCUCCCCCAAGGCUGAGAGAGACCAGGUCGAGAGUAGCUUAUACUCCGACGGUCAGUUACAGAUCAGUUUCAACGCUUGUAUAUUUAUUAUAAAUCCACUCAAUAAACUUGUAACUGUCAGUGCCUUUGUUGGGAUUCUGCCCCCACAUUUUGGAGCUGCCAGUGUUACAUGUAUCUCCUGUGCUUUGUUGUAGCACCACUGCAACCAAGUAGUGCUUGUUAAGUACAAACACGCGUGUGCAAAAACAAACAAAACAACUCUUAAUAGUGACGAUAAACACCACUACGAGGCUAAACUAGCAGGAAUGAUUGCGAAGAUUGGAACAACAAUCUGUUUAACGGUCGCCGUAUUGAUGUCCAUUUUGAAAGCAUCUGAAUACUCAGAUCCGUUCUCGUGCUAUGCUGACAUUUGCAAUGUUAAGGCCGAGGCGCAGUUUUGUGACGUUGUCGCUAGGAAAUGUCGUCAGUGUAGCGAUGUCAGAGACGACUGUUUUACUCGACUUCAGACAUUAAACUGCACACAGUUCUGUUAUGAUGUUAGAUUUAACUCUGACAGAGAGAAGAUUCGUGUUGCGGGAUGUGAUGUUCCAUCGACGCCAAGAAACGGUCACUAUCAAGUCAACACGGCACGGCGGGUAGCAUACAAUACAACGUUAGAUGUUAACUGCGACAUUGGGUAUGCCCUUGUUCAAACUGAGGCUUUGAAAUGCAGCAAUUAUUCAAUGUGGAGUGGAUCAAAACCUAAAUGCGAAGUUGUAGGAUGUCCUAUUCCGAAUCCACCAGAACACGGAAGAUAUACGGUCAACCUUAGUCAUAUACCUAUAAAUGGCACGCUAGAGUUCAUCUGUGAUUUGGACUAUACACCCGGUAACAACAUGCCAUUACAAUGUGGCCAUAAUUCGCAAUGGAGUGCACAACAACCUGUGUGUAUUAGUAAAGGUUCAUUGAACACCUUAACACUGUCCUUAGUGAUGGGUGUAUUUUUAAUUUUGUCUGUGGCUGUGAACAUAUUGUUGUUUAUAAAGAUCAAACGAUAUAAAGGAAGAACUGAAAAAAACCACGGUGUAAACAAAACUGUUGAAGGAAACCCGUGCAUACAAAAAAAUCCACUAGACAACGGGAACACAGAACGUAAAAUACUAGACCAGUCAAAUGAACACACCGAUAGCAUCAACGAUGUCUCUGAGUCCCUGAUACCAGUCCAUGCCUCGAGUUCGCGAUUUGAAUCGGACUAUCCCUACCAAUCUAAAGAGGACACACACGCUCGAUCGGACAGCCCGAUUGUGACUCAACCUGAGCUAGGAGACACAGGGGAAGAUGUUAAGAUUGCUCACAAUCAUGGGGAAUUUCACCCUUUGGACAUUGAGUUAAAUAGGCGGUUGUUUUGAGAUGGCAGAUAUUGACCUAAAUCAUGUAUUUAUUUGAAAGCAGUUGAAGAUGAUCGUGAUGUACCUUUAUAGCGAUAAUACACGUCUUCGAGGGCAUGGUCAUCUGCGCGCGCUCGAAAAAUCCGUUCCUGCACGAGUGCGCAGAACGAGGGCAGGUACGGAUUUUGAGAGCGCCCUCAGAUGAUCAUGUCCGAGAAAAUGUGUAUUUUCGCUAUUAUUGCAUAAACAAAUCACACAUACUCAAAUAAAUUAAAAUAACAUUGAAAACAAUAUGUCUUGUCAUUCGACAUCGACAACAUAAUUCGAUUAUUUCAAUACAGUUCAAGGUUGUGUUUUACAUAUGCCUCACUCGGUCAUCGUCCGAAAUGACGAUCCUUUACCUUCGGAUAGGCAGUUUUCGAUUUAAAAUGUGUUUUAAACAGUGGAUUAAUGCAAAGUUAAAAUGCAGCCGCGCAAAAAAAGAAAUGAGGAAUUAUUUUGGAAUUUACAGCAGGAGCGUUGAAGGUACAUAAACACAUUUACAUCACAGUCUUUUGAAAUUGUUGAGUAAAUAACCUUAACUUCAUUGAAAUAAAGCUGUUGUCAAGAGAGUGCAGAUGGUAUAAUUUGAAAAGUGGAUUGAAAUAGUCAUUGCCAUUAUCCCUGCAUGCAUGAGGAAACUGGUGCUUAUUCAGUUCCCCAUUUAUGCUUGGAAAGUCGUCGAAGGCUGGAGAAGGGAAGUAACUGCGCGUGCACCAGAUUAUGGACAUGAAAAACAAAUAACAGGACUUGAACGGCACGUGAAUCGCCUUGUUAAUAAACGAUUUCUCCAGUUCAAGCCCUCCUUUGGUCAAGUUUCUGCACCCCGCCAGAGGGCAUUAUAGAUAGAGUUUAUGCAAUAUUAUAGUUUGAAACCGUGUUUAAAAUAUGCAUAUACAUCACACUAAUGCAGUUUAACGUAAUUUCUCAAAAUGAACUACUAAUCAAUACAAAUACAAACUGUUGACAUAAAUUGCAUUCACGAGUUCAUACUUUAUUUGCGUUCCAAAAGAAAUAGCAGCUUUUGUUUAUUUAGGUUAUACUGGCUGUGUGUUCACAAGUCGAUUUCUAAAAAAAGUAGCAAGCGGCUAAUAAACUUGAAAAUAUAAGUUAUAAGUUAAUAAAAUAAGUUUGAUACGUUCAA
Molecule: messenger RNA, 2739 nt
Organism: Dreissena polymorpha
Lineage: Eukaryota; Metazoa; Mollusca; Bivalvia; Myida; Dreissenidae
Product: E-selectin-like
Exons: 11
Coding region: 495-1577 (360 amino acids)
Source: RefSeq, a predicted model, not a curated record